AUGUCCUCCUUCGAUCGAAACGAGGAAGAAGAAGAAGAGAAAGACGAGCGUGAAAAUCUGUUUCCUCCCGGAAGAUCCUCUUUGACUGGAGGAGGUGGUGACGAUGACGAUGACGACGACGAUGAAGGGGGGAACAGCGAAGAGGCGCAAUUUUUGACCGAUCUGAAGGAAAACCACACGAAAAAGUCAAACACGACGAAAGUGCUCUCCACGUACGGCGGCGCCGGGAUGGGGGUGAAGAACCAUUUUUUGCACGUGGCGUUGUCCGCGUCCGUGCUCGUGUUGGGGGUGUUUUUAUGCCUGGGGUUGGUGUACAUACCCGCGAUGAAUCCGAUGGAAUCGUACGCGUUGAAAAGAGAGGACGAGUGUUUUUCCAGAACGAAUUCGACGUGCGAGAACUAUUUGAGGGCGGAGGUGUAUUUUUGGAACCUGACGAAUCCAUCCGAGUUUGUGAGCGGGUUGGAAGCGCCAAAGUUAGAGGAGGUUGGGCCGUUCGUGAUUAAAGACGGAGUGUCGAAGAAACAGAACGUGACGUUUAGCGAGGAUGGGAGCGAGGUUGGGUUCGUGGAGACUUUAUACGGGAAAGUCGAUUGGGGGACGGAAAGAGCGUGGGAGGAGAGCGAGAUCAUCUCAAUCAACCCGGCGUACGUGGAAAUCAUCAAAUCUGCCGGAAGCGAGUUCAAUUUGGCGCUCUCGGCGUUGCCGCAAACGUUAAAAGGCUUACACGAGGCGAUGGUUGGUUUUAUCAACGCGUGUGCGUACGAUCCAGUCUUAUCGUCAUCAUUUGCGGAUUUAUCGGCGGCGGUGACAUCAGGAGUAGUAACCGCGGAAGAUCUCGCGUUGGGACAACUCUUUUCUUUCAGCGUCUCUUUCGGUGACGGCGUACCGAUUACUACUUUGCCGUUACCGCCGGCUGUUUUUGCGCCCAUGUACGAAGCGUUUGGUAUAGAUGCGUCGAGCGGUCCAACUGAUGUUUUUGAAGUGCAUGGAUAUGUAACUGGCAUGCAAAUUGCGCAGGGUAUUCCUCCACCGUACGCUCCGUACGUUGCGAAUGUCUCCUCGGCACAGGCUUUGAAAUACUUCUUCCAGAACAUCACCGAAGACGUCACGGGAUACACGGCUUUACGGUACCUCCAAACGCCAGAUAGCGCGCUGACUGCCGAGCUUGGGUUCACCGACGAUGCGCAAUCACAAAUUAUGAAAGGUUAUCUCGGAUACAUCGCUCAGACUUUCGGUCUCCCCGCGUUGUUGAAGUUUACUAUUGGUGAUUUUCUAAACUCCACGGCUUCCGGUUUACUCGUAAAACGCUCGGCGAAAGAGUGGAUUUUUGGAUUCGACGAUCCACUUUUGAAUGCCGUGAGCAGUGGUAGUAACGGACAAGAUAACAAAGUCCGCGCCGUACACAACAUUCGCGACAUCGACACGCUCGACGUUGACCACGUUCCCUGGGGAACGGACGCGCAAACUAUGCUUCGCGCCGGCGCGACGCCGUACCGUCUCAAAACUGGUCUGGGCGUCUCCAAAGGCAACGCCACGACCUUUCUUCGUCGAACUGAUGGCGAUUGGAGCGACCGAAUCGUCUAUCCGAUCACCAAUCACAUUGAAAUUGUGUCUGGGAAACAAAUCACCGGUGGCCAAUACGAAGAAAUCAAAGAACACUUUAAAAACGCGAAAAAAGGCGAAGAAUCCAUGUUCGCGCCCGCCGUCCAGGCGUGGGCGGAUUUCGGUCAAGGCUUGGAUUUACGUCGUAAAGUCACCUUGCAACACCGCGAAGGUGAAACGAGAAGGAAAAACAAGAAAGUGAGCACUGAAGUAUACUCGUUCGCCUCGAAGACGUACUUGAACUGCCCAAUUACCGGCGAUAUAACGUGCGACUGGAACCAAAACUUCUACGGCGCGUUCAACUUUUCCGGUUUCCUCCAAGGCGCCUCCGGUUUCUACUCUUUAGCGCACGGGUACCAAACGGAUUUCCGCGCGUUUGGUGGUUCGAAAGACUCGUAUCCGUACACGUCCUUCUCUCCGAACGCGACGAACCACUCACCGGAGUUUGAAAUCUACGCGAGAACUGGCAACACGGUCGGCAUGAAAGUGCCGUUGCAACAAAACUUCAAAAUCGAACCCACGGAUACUUUCUACCAGUCCGUCUGGCAACCGCCGGCGUCUUCCGUCGAGUCCACCGCUGGCCUCCACCUCCCAAUCUGCCACCUCCAGCUCUCGUACUCCAUGCCCGAAUCAUUCUUCAACAAAAUCGCGGACACCAUCAACCACAUCACCAUGAUGACCGUCGUCUAUUUAUACGUCAUGCCCGCCAUAUCGGUCUGCUUCAUCGCCUACGCGGCGUUGACUCUGUACGUUCGUCACCAAUUCGCCCGAACGCCCACCUUGAGCGAAAGCGAUUACAAAAAAAGAGCGACAUCGAGCGCGUCCAAAGCAAUCGGGAGCUUCCACGACGCCUCGUUUAUUCUCGGCGGCAAGAAAAGUUUCAAGACGAAGACGAACGGCGACGAGAAAAGAGGAAGAGGAGGCGGCUUUUUCCGUAACCGCAACGCCGCCGCCGCCCGCACCACGGACGACAACACAGCAGCGCCAAUGGAAGAAGUCGUCGUCGUCGUCAAUGGAAGCGACUGA
Bathycoccus prasinos is the source of this 2628-nucleotide messenger RNA. RefSeq lists its product with no specific name. Gene Ontology annotation, cellular component: membrane; cytoplasm. The transcript is spliced from 2 exons. NCBI's taxonomy places the organism in Eukaryota, Viridiplantae, Chlorophyta, Mamiellophyceae, Mamiellales, Bathycoccaceae. The coding region runs from base 1 to 2628 and encodes 875 amino acids. The record is from RefSeq and is a predicted model, not a curated record. Gene Ontology annotation, molecular function: scavenger receptor activity.